AUGAACCAAGUGUCGCUUGAGGAGUUCAGGCACGGCCUGCCUUCCUCUGCUUCCACUCUUCAAGCAUUUCAUUCACAUUCACGGAGAGAUGCUGUCCAGAGCUUCGCGGAUGGGUCGUUUUUCGUGCAGCUCGCUCCCAAAAGCAAACCGUUUCCAUUGUCUUGGGCUGCUCGACUCGGCAUAGUUUUCAGCUCAUUGGCGGUAGCGUACGUUCUGCUGUUUUGUUUUCGUUUUAUAGAGGCUGGGCUUCAGCAGGUUCCACCUACUCGAUCCCUUGCAGCUGGUGGAUAUGGAUCAUGUCGCUUAAGCUUCGUACCUGGGGAUGAAGAUGAAGAUUACGAGGAGACGGGGGGUUGGACACAACGUUUGGUGCAGUCACCCGAGCAGGAACAGCGAAUAUCACCGCCUCAACAGGCUUUGCAAUAUCAAGGGGAUGUCGGACUACCGUGCGCCGAAGGGUACGCUGCCGGCGAAGUGGUACAGGGGACUUCCGGAGACGUUGCGGGCGGUGGCUCUUCCACAGAUAGCUCGAAGACGCAUGACUUGCACUUGUGGGUAAAUCGAAACAUGCCUACAAGUGAAAAGGAAUUUCUGUUGCGCACGUUUGGUCGCAUCGUGAAUGCGACGAGGUUGUGUGGGUCACUUUUGUCAGUCCUAACGUGCAGGCAACGCUUGUAUUUUACAUUCCACGUGGUGAGGUUGCUUGCCUUGGAUUUGGGAGCACUCACAUUGGUUAAGGAAGAUAUAGAGCCUACGAGAAAAGCUGUAGGCGACUCCCUCAUCCAGCUGGCGAAGCAGUCGCUUGAACGCAGUGGGGACGACGAAAGCAGUGAAGGCGAUCGCAUCGCGCUUCGUGAGCUUAUCAUUAUAAUUGAAGAGAUUAAGAAGCCAAGACCUAUUGAACAAGAAAAGACUCCCACUAAAUACAAAAAGAAAAUGAUAAGCAUACUGGCAACUUCCGACACAGUACUAAGGAAUUGUUUGGGCGUUUUGAGGGGGCUGCAACGGCUCCAGCAAGACUUGUCGCUAAGAAAGCUGCCGGCUAACGUAAUAUUACAGCAGCUCGGUGUUUUGAAGGCUCUUUACUAUGUCCACGCUGACUACCUCUCAAGAGAUGGCUCACUUCGGGCACACAUACUAGAGUGCCAGAAGCGUACGCGUCUGUAUGUGUUUUUUGGUCGGGAGCACUUUAAAUUGUCGAAAGGUAAGAUUCUACCAGUUAAAGAGCUGCAGAACCAGAUAACUGCAGCUGUUAAGGCCGCUGGCGGACUUCUGAAACCUGGACAAGGAGUUGCGUGGAAGCGUGACAGUGCUGGCAGCGCAAUGGAUGAGCAGACUGAAGAGGGAAAUAGUGAGCCUGAGGCGCUGAGUGGGUUCGCCGGUAACGAGCUGCUACAAGGAGCAUUAUCUCAAGCAAUUCAGGCUUCCUAUGAGGCCAGAACCUCUGCAGCGAGCAGUGAAAUGGAGCCGGAUGAUCUUCUGCCAGCUACAGUUCCAACUUCGCGGCCUGGCUGGUUGCUUGAGCAAGAUGCAAAUGCUGGGCCAGCUCUGACGCCUCCCCCCACAGACAGAUUUGCCGGGAAGCCUGUUGAUCCAUCGCCGCAAUUUGUCUCUCCGCAGACGUUCCUGUCAGCGGUUGGCAUGUCGGUGUUUUGGUCGCAAGCAGCAAGAGGGGGAGUUCUACACGGGGGCCCAUAUUUUUCUGGGGCGUACGCUUCAUCUGCAAGACCCUCCCAAAUGUCAACUGCUUCGUAUAGUGCACCUUCCUCUCAAGGCAGCUCAUCAGCACAGCGCGUCUCUACAGGACACAGUGCUACACCGCGUCUGAUGCAACAGCCUCUGUUCGAGCGGAUGGAUGUAGGUGAGCCGUCUGCGUGGCUGGAGACGCGUGCCCGUCUUCAAGGAGAGCGUCAGAGCAGGCUGCAGACAUCUUCUCAGCUUCGAGAGGAUUACAUAUGGUUAGGGGGACCUGCAUCUAUGCAAGCAGAUUACAGUCUUUUUGGGGAUGGCGGCAUACCCCCCUGGUCGCCUUUUCCACAGGCACCAGCUGAAUCUAUAGAGAGUCACGUCCCUGCAGGCAGCGAAUUUCCUGUCAGUCUGGGGGAAGCAAACAUUCGCUUUCGCAGGACGGAUGGCCAGGACGAAGCAGCGGUUGGCCGGCUGAGUGGACGUAUUCGGAGCGGCCGCCAAUAA
Messenger RNA from Eimeria tenella, 2193 nucleotides. RefSeq lists its product as uncharacterized. The transcript has a single exon. The coding region runs from base 1 to 2193 and encodes 730 amino acids. Lineage: Eukaryota; Apicomplexa; Conoidasida; Eucoccidiorida; Eimeriidae. The record is from RefSeq and is a predicted model, not a curated record.